GUGAAAUUGAAGACGCAGCGGGAUUAGAGGUGCUUAAUUCUUAUCAUAUUGUGCUAUGAAUCAAUGGAACUAUGGAUGGGAAGACCCGUGGGGAUAUGAGCAAGAAAGUUUAUAUGGUGGAGGUUAUCAAGCUUAUGAGCCUAGGAAGGAAUUCGUUGAAGCACUACUAGCUCAAUUGCAAGCCUCUCAAUCUCUAUUGCAAGCCUCCCAAGCUCGAUUGCAAGCUUCUCAAGAGAUGCUUAUACAUUCCAACGAGCAACUUAAGGCUAGUCUUUCACAAGAGCCACCCUUCACCAUUUAUGAGCAUGAAUCUUUCUUUGACCAAAUGGAACCUAAUUCAAGAGAAGAAGUAUAUUAUGAGCAUUAUGAACAAGAGUUGCCUAUUCAAGAUCGAGAUGGUGAUGUUCAUGAACAAGAAAGUGAGCUUGGUUAUGAAAGUUUCAAUGCAAGUGGGGUGCGAGACUACACUUCGGAGGAAUGGGUGCAAUAUUGGAAAUCUAAGCUUCCUAAUGGAGGGGAGAUAUUUGAAGAUGAUUCCGAAGAAGAAGAAGUAUUUUCUAGUGAGGAGGAUGCAGAAUUUAAAGUUAUACACUAUAAUCCCUUGUUCAUCGAGGAAGAUGCGGAGCUUCAAGCCAUAUAUCAUAAUCCCUUAUUCAUUGAGGUUGAUAUUCCCAUGGAGGAAGAGAGUCCUUCAAUACUUUGUGAUGAUGAAGAAAUUGAAGAGUUAAGGACUUUCUCUCCUCCUACAUCCGAGAAGAUCCACCAUGAGCUUCCCAAGGUGGAGAGUAGGACAUUGAGCACUUACAUUCUUAAUGAGAGGAUUGGGAUCAAGGUACUUUUACCUCCCAAUCCAUCAUUAAGUGGUCAAUGUUUCUACAAUGAGGUGAUGGAUUGGAAAGGAAAACUUACACUUAACCUUUCCCAUCACUCACAAGAGCUUCUACCACCUAUUGUUCCUAUGAGUAUCAUUUCUAAUCCACUUGAGAAGGAGAAGGCAAGGAUAUUGGAUCCUAGAAGAAAAAUUGAGAAGAAGAGGAAAAUUAAGAAGCUACACUUUUGGCCACUAAUUGGAGUAUUCUUUUGUAGCACUUGGUCUUGCUUCUAUGAUAUAUCAAGGAGUCCCUUAGCCCCAAACAAUAGGGUGCUCGUGCUUGAGAAGUAUCCACCUUGACAAGAUCAUGUUCUAUUUGGACCGGCAAUGAAGUCCUUAAACAAAGCGCUCGCUAGGGAGGCAACUCUAGCACAUCAUCGGUAGUAUUUAUUUCUUUCUUAGUUUAUUUUUGUUGUGAAUAAAGCUUUUGAGCAUUUUUGGGAGGAUGGGAGGUGUCCGGAGUUGGAAAUGUGAAGGUGAAUUAAUUUGGUAGUGAGUAGUUUCUGUCCUGAAAUUCAGUUGAAUUUGGGUAACUAUAGAUUCCAUUCUACAUGCUAUUUUGAGCUGACAUUUUUUGGAAAUAUUUUUCUAUAUGUCUACUGUCUUGUGCCAAAAUUUGAACCACUUUCAGUCACUGGAGCUCUAGUUAUUUAAUGGUCAAUGCAUAGAGUUCAGAACAGAGACAGCUACUGUAGAGUGACUUUGAGAAGCUAUACCCUCUACAUAUCAAGCUAUUUGGAGCUAAAAUUUUUCAGAGAUGUAUCUUCACAUGUCCUCUAUACAUAGAAGAAACAGUUUUUGAUUUUAACCUUCCUAGCUUCAGAUAUUGUGUUCCAAGUGACAGAGGUCAGAAACAGGGCAUAGCAGAAACUGCAGAACAGAUCAGUUAGUUUGGAGGCCAACGAUUUUUGACUCAUAAUUUAUUUUCAAGUGAAAUUUUAACGAA
Molecule: messenger RNA, 1817 nt
Organism: Rosa chinensis
Lineage: Eukaryota; Viridiplantae; Streptophyta; Magnoliopsida; Rosales; Rosaceae
Exons: 2
Coding region: 56-1171 (371 amino acids)
Source: RefSeq, a predicted model, not a curated record